This is a messenger RNA of Neoarthrinium moseri, 1482 nucleotides long. RefSeq lists its product as uncharacterized. Lineage: Eukaryota; Fungi; Ascomycota; Sordariomycetes; Amphisphaeriales; Apiosporaceae. The record is from RefSeq and is a predicted model, not a curated record. Gene Ontology annotation, molecular function: heme binding; oxidoreductase activity. The transcript is spliced from 4 exons. The coding region runs from base 1 to 1482 and encodes 493 amino acids.
AUGGCGGACAAGUUAAUAAGCGCAGAGGAAGUUGUGAAGCACAACACCCCAGAUAGCUGCUGGGUGGUGCUGUACGGCCAUGUAUACGACGUGACGGAUUUUCUGUCCUCCCAUCCUGGAGGCUCGAAGGUUAUUUUGCAGCUAGCAGGUAGAGAUGCCACCGAGGAGUAUGAUCCUAUUCACCCCCCGGGGACCCUGGAGGAGAACCUUAAGCCAGAAGCGAAGCUUGGGAAGAUAGAUCCUCAGACUCUUGUCAACACCACCAAGCCAGCAGCGAAGGAGGAGAGAAAGCCAGAAGAGGAACCUCCACUGGAGAGUCUCCUGAACCUCGACGAGAUUGAGGAAUUGGCCCACAAGAAAAUUCCACAGAAGGCCUGGGCCUACUACUAUUCAUCCAGUGACGAUAAGUUCUCUAAGGGCUACAACAACCAAGUCUACCGGAAUAUCUUGCUGAGGCCAAGGGUCUUCCUGGACUGCACGAAAUGCGAUUCGUCCACAACACUGCUUGGCCAUAAGGUCGGCUUGCCAUUGUUCGUGGCGCCAGCUGCAAUGGCGAGGUUAGGACAUCCCGACGGUGAAGCAGGUAUCGCGCGAGCAGCCAGCAAAUUUGGGGCAAUGCAAAUCAUAUCAAACAAUGCAUCAAUGACCCCGGAGCAGAUUGUGGCGGACGCACAACCAGGACAGGUGUUUGGUUGGCAGCUUUACGUGCAGAACGAUCGCAAGAAGAGCGAGGCGAUGUUGGCACGAAUCAACAAGAUGUCAGACAAGUUCAAGUUCAUCUGCCUGACUCUGGACGCCCCAGUUCCAGGAAAACGCGAGCUCGACGAAAAACAGAAUUUCCUCAACGCGACACCCGUCGCGGCGGCGGCGAAGACCGCGGACGAGCCGAGUCGACCUGGCGGAGGAGGAGUCGGCCAGCAACUAUUCUGGGGCACGGCGGCCGACCUGACAUGGAAGAUCACGUUGCCGUGGUUAGCGAAACACACCAAAUUGCCCAUUGUCCUGAAGGGCCUGCAGACUCAUGAGGAUGCGUAUAUCGCUGCGAAGUAUGCUCCUCAAGUCAAGGCAGUCAUUCUGUCUAACCACGGCGGUCGAGCCCUUGAUACAGCGCCGCCAGCGAUUCACACCCUCCUUGAGAUCAGGAAGUACUGUCCCGAGGUCCUGGAUAAGAUUGAGGUAUGGGUGGACGGCGGUAUUAAGCGCGGCACAGACAUAGUGAAAGCGCUGUGCCUAGGCGCCAAAGGCGUAGGCGUCGGCAGGGCUGCUCUCUUCGGAUUAGGCGCUGGAGGCCAGCAAGGAGUCGAGCGGACGUUCGAAAUCCUGAAGGGCGAGAUGGAAACCUGCAUGAGGCUUCUCGGCGCACCAGAUGUCAGUGCGCUUGGCCCACGCAAUAUUAACACUCGGAUGGUGGAGAGAGACAUAUAUGAUGGAGAAGCGGGAUUGGAUAGGGAUGGCUUGUGGGAACCGAAAGCGAAGUUGUAA